UCCGAUCUUGCCAUCCUUACGCUUUCUCUCCGUGUCCGCCAUUACGCUUUUUUCGUUUUUAAUCGUUUAUUAGUUAAUUAAUUGAGGUUUUAUGAUCAAAUUUGUGAUUAAUAGUGUGUGUGAUAAUGCCGAAUCGAUACAAGUGCCUGAAAGUAGUGGGCAUCGGGUUUUCGCGAGUGUUUUUUAAUUGUGAGUGUUUUGGCGUCCCUAAAACUGAUAAAAGACGCCAUUUUUGCCGUUUUCUCUUUAAAAAACAAGUGUUUGGUUUUAAUAAAAUUGUUUUUGAUAGAUUUAAUUGAUUAAAUGUAGGUUUAUGAUGAUAUUCGUGAAGUAGACUCAGAUUAGUGCCGGGAGAUCUGACGGUUUCGCGUCGGGAUGUUGGGGGUUCUAAAGUACAGUUAUAUGUACAUACAUACACAGCUGUUAUGUACAGUUACAUGUAUGGUAUCUCCAAAGUACAGCAACAGCCGUACGUUAUGCGGCAGCUUCGCUCGGUACGCAGCCUGUAUGACGGAGGAAAUAACCGGCAAUUGGGGCUAUUAUGUGUACAUAUCGCUAACACUGGUUCCAGUCUAUUUGGCAUUUCGGCUCAUUAAGUCACUGGGCUGGCAGCUCUUCGUCAACAACUGAGCAAACAUCUGUCGGAGUCUGUUGGAGUCUGGAGUCUAGGAGGCAGGUGCAGUAGUGUGCCUGGAGAACUGAAGACCACAAGAGCCCAGCAGUCGAGUGCUAUAGACUUCGAGUGCUAAAAAUAAAAAAUAAAAAAUAAAUAACC
Messenger RNA from Drosophila ananassae, 775 nucleotides. RefSeq lists its product as uncharacterized. The transcript has 4 exons. The record is from RefSeq and is a predicted model, not a curated record. NCBI's taxonomy places the organism in Eukaryota, Metazoa, Arthropoda, Insecta, Diptera, Drosophilidae. The coding region runs from base 376 to 630 and encodes 84 amino acids.